This is a messenger RNA of Rotaria sp. Silwood1, 291 nucleotides long. NCBI's taxonomy places the organism in Eukaryota, Metazoa, Rotifera, Eurotatoria, Philodinida, Philodinidae. The record is from the annotation of a GenBank genome assembly.
AUGCAAGAUGACUAUCAAGAAACAACUGCUAAUAACUUUGCGAAAGAAAUCGGGAAUGAUGGUAUACCAGAGUUUUUCAACAAAAAAAAUACGAAUAUUCAAAUUUUGAUUGAUAAUUGUAAAGCAUAUGGCUCCGAAAAUAGUCCUAACAAUUGUGUCUUGAUCAUGACUGGCUCGAUGAAUCCUGUCCAUCGUUCGCACAUUGGCAACCUGGAGCUUGUGAAGCAACACAUUGAGCAAACAGAUCGACAAUGGAAAGUGUUAGCUGGUUAUCUUUCUCCAACUCAGUAG